Molecule: messenger RNA, 2147 nt
Organism: Hemiscyllium ocellatum (epaulette shark)
Lineage: Eukaryota; Metazoa; Chordata; Chondrichthyes; Orectolobiformes; Hemiscylliidae
Product: nuclear receptor coactivator 5-like
Exons: 12
Coding region: 150-1316 (388 amino acids)
Source: RefSeq, a predicted model, not a curated record
GGUAGGGUGUUUCCGGUUCCGGUUCGGAUUGAUGACCGAGCCGAGUGCGAGCAGGAGGUGAACGGCGGCUUCGAUUUAACCUGAGAUUGAUCAUUCAGCAAUAUAAAUUGAGAAGAUCACCUUAUUUAUAAGUAUCUUAAAGGGCAAACAUGUCUACUUGGAUAAAACCGAGGGGAGGUCCAUCACACAGACCCAGCCCAGAUGGAAGUUCAUAUGCAACAGCGGAAUACAAUGUUCCAAGUGCAUCCUUACCGAGUAUCCUUUCAACUCGACAAGAUCUAGAGCGAGACCGAUCACCUUUAGGAGCUGAAAGAGUUGAUCCCUACAGGACUCAGGAAGUGUUGGAAUAUUAUGGUGGCUAUACUGAGCCUUACAGUACAGAGGAUUACAACUACACCUGGAGCGAAGAUAGUUGCAGACAAGAAGACAGUCGCCGAGAUGAGCUUUAUCAGCAGUUCUACAGAGAGAUAGAGGAUGACUACAACAAAGAAAAACAUGCUGACUGUGUAGUUAUAGCACUAAGCAAGCAACAGGGGGAUUAUGCCAAACUGGUAGGGCGACGAGUCCAAGAACUGGGGCUUCUCGUGGAUCUUGUGUAUCUUAAAUUAGAGUUGGCUCUUGAUACUGCUUUGAAAGAUGUUCGAGAAGAAGGUUCCCCAUUUUGUGUUGUCGUUGGAGGAGAGCACCAGUCUCUUUCUUCAUGCACAGUGAUUAUUUUGUAUGCAGGCCACAAAGAACAUCGUAAUAUGCCUUUGGAAGAUGCUUUGGACCUGAUUUCACGUGAACACCAACGCAUUUUUGGUGAAACUCUGGAAAAAGAACGCCUUGAGAUUGCACACAAAGCAGCUAAUUUGGCCGAUGAUUAUCUUCAUCGUGAGUCUUACGAUGAAAGUCACGUUGUGCCCAGCAGCAUUCGACAUCUCCUUUUCCUGCUGGGUGACGGAAAGCAUCUGUAUGCUGAGGAGCUUCAAAAGGUGGUUGAUUAUUUGAACAAAAGAAAAGAGGCCCUUGAAGGAGAAGCAAACAGUAAUUGGCAAAACUAUCAGGAAGGAGGAACUGAGCUUUAUCAGUGGCCACAUGAUCCUUCUCUUGCUCAACAGCCCACUGGAACUGAAGGUUAUUAUGAUGUUGGCAGUGUUCCACAGCCCUCCAGCAAGCCUAAACCCCUCCUUCCAACACCAGGCAGACCACCUCUUUUGGGUCAUGCUCCUCUUGCUCAGAAAAAACCUCCACUUUUGGGUGAUCGACCAAUCCGGGCUCUUCUGCCUGCUCCAGGUCAUCCUUUAAAACUAGGUGCUAGACUCCAGCUGCAGUAAGGAGCAUCACUUGACGCAUCAGAAUGCACAUUGCUUUAGAGAGGGGUUUGUAUAUCCAACAAAACCUUGUUUGAAGAGCACCAGAAGUCCAAGAUAUUGUACUGAACGAAUACAACAAACACCUUGAAUAUUCUCAGACUGAGUUGUGAACUGUAGUAUUUUAGAAAGAUCCUAUUGUAAGUUCAAGUUCCUUUUGAAGGUGUAUGCCCAAUGUCAUGUAAAAGGACCAUUUUUUUGUAACUUUUAAAUGUCGCCAUGAAUGGUUUUGAAAGGGUUGGGAAAACCUUGGUAAAUGUAUCUUUCGCAGUGGUUGUUUCAUUUGUUAGAUGCUUGUUAAAACAUUUCUCCAUUCUGUUUUAUGAGAACUUUUUAAAAAGAUUUUAUUGUAUGGUGAUACCUUUUUAUGGAGUCUCAAAGCACUCUGACAUGCGCUCCUUUGUGUUGCUGAAAGCAAGUAUAUCAACAGAAGCAAGUUGAAUAAAUAUCACCGUACAGUAUUAUCUUGGCCAGAUUUGUACAACUGUUCACUUGACUGCUUUUUUUUUUGUACUGAGCAUUGUAACAGUGCUGCAUUGAUUUGAUGACAAAUAAUAUGUUCAGUAUCCCAAUUAAAGUAAUUAAAUUUCUUUAAUGUAUUGAUAUACACCUCUGUUAAAUGAAGUUUCUAAUUAAUUUGCAGGAGGAGGGAGAAAAAUCCACAAUCACUUUAGAAACGUUAGUUCUCAGUGUGUUACAAUGUGAUAGUAUUUUAAAGUGAAGGGAUGUCUUCUGUAACAACUGAAGAAUACGUAGGUGUUUGAACUUAAUAAAGGUUCCCCUUUUUCUUUGUAA